Messenger RNA from Frieseomelitta varia, 689 nucleotides. RefSeq names its product NTF2-related export protein (gene Nxt1). Lineage: Eukaryota; Metazoa; Arthropoda; Insecta; Hymenoptera; Apidae. The record is from RefSeq and is a predicted model, not a curated record. Gene Ontology annotation, biological process: protein import into nucleus. Gene Ontology annotation, cellular component: nuclear pore central transport channel. The transcript is spliced from 4 exons. Bases 142 to 558 code for a protein of 138 amino acids.
UGUUGUUUUAAUUGUUUUAUUUUCAAAAAUAUAAAAAACAAAUCAUAUUCUUCAAUCGCUACAAAGCAAUUGAAACAAACGUUAUUAAAUCGUAAAACAAUUCCUGUUUAUGUCAUAGAGGUUAUGUUUACGUUAUAAAGGAUGGAGCAGGAUUUAAAGACGAAAAUCGAUCAGGCCUGCCGAACGGCCGAAGAAUUUACAAAGCUUUAUUAUGAAAGUUUGGACAAACGUAGAUAUCUCAUAUCAAGAUUAUAUCUAGAUACUGCAACUUUAAUAUGGAAUGGAAACGGUAUUGAAGGAAAAGAUAAUAUACAAAAAUUUUGGACAGACUUGCCACCUUCAGAUCAUUCUGUUUUUACUUUAGAUGCUCAACCAAUAACAGGUCCUGAGAUGGCAGAUCAAUUAACAUUCCUUGUAAAAGUUGGAGGACAAGUGAAGUAUGAUGACAAGAUAUCAAAACCAUUUAGCCAAUGUUUUCUAAUUGCAGCUAUGGGAGAUAAGUGGAAAAUUGUAAGCGAUUGUUUUCGUGUACAAGAGAUAUUAGAAAAUGUAAAUUGAAAUAUAAAAUAAGACAGUUUGUGUUCUCAAAAUAUUCAAAGUCUUUCGUGAUUCAAUAUUUCUUUUUAUUUCUAUCGUCGGUCUUAUAUCAAUGUAUAAAGCGAUAUUAAAAUUUUUGUAUUAGUGAAUCA